Spodoptera exigua (beet armyworm) is the source of this 1150-nucleotide messenger RNA. Lineage: Eukaryota; Metazoa; Arthropoda; Insecta; Lepidoptera; Noctuidae. The record is from the annotation of a GenBank genome assembly.
CAAAAUGUGCGACGAGGAAGUUGCUGCGUUGGUAGUAGACAAUGGCUCCGGUAUGUGCAAGGCCGGAUUCGCGGGCGAUGACGCGCCUCGCGCUGUGUUCCCCUCGAUCGUGGGCAGGCCACGCCACCAGGGUGUCAUGGUCGGCAUGGGACAGAAGGACUCGUACGUAGGUGACGAGGCCCAGAGCAAGAGAGGUAUCCUCACCCUCAAGUACCCCAUCGAGCACGGUAUCGUCACCAACUGGGACGAUAUGGAGAAGAUCUGGCACCACACCUUCUACAACGAGCUCCGUGUGGCGCCCGAGGAGCACCCCGUGCUGCUCACGGAGGCCCCCCUCAACCCCAAGGCCAACAGAGAGAAGAUGACACAGAUCAUGUUCGAGACCUUCAACACGCCCGCCAUGUACGUCGCCAUCCAGGCCGUGCUGUCGCUGUACGCGUCCGGUCGUACCACCGGUAUCGUGCUGGACUCCGGUGACGGUGUCUCCCACACGGUGCCCAUCUACGAGGGUUACGCCCUCCCCCACGCCAUCCUGCGUCUGGACUUGGCCGGUCGCGACCUCACAGACUACCUGAUGAAGAUCCUCACCGAGCGUGGCUACUCCUUCACCACCACGGCCGAGCGUGAAAUCGUACGUGACAUCAAGGAGAAGCUCUGCUACGUUGCGCUCGACUUCGAGCAGGAGAUGGCCACCGCUGCCUCCAGCAGCUCCCUAGAGAAGUCAUAUGAACUUCCCGACGGUCAGGUCAUCACCAUCGGAAACGAACGUUUCCGUUGCCCUGAGGCUCUCUUCCAGCCCUCAUUCUUGGGUAUGGAAGCCAACGGCAUCCACGAAACCACUUACAACUCCAUCAUGAAGUGCGACGUCGACAUCCGUAAGGACUUGUACGCCAACACAGUCCUGUCCGGAGGUACCACCAUGUACCCUGGUAUUGCUGACCGUAUGCAGAAGGAGAUCACUGCUCUGGCCCCAUCCACAAUGAAGAUCAAGAUCAUCGCUCCCCCUGAAAGGAAAUACUCCGUAUGGAUCGGUGGAUCUAUCCUGGCUUCCCUCUCGACCUUCCAACAGAUGUGGAUCUCGAAACAGGAGUACGAUGAGUCUGGCCCCUCCAUCGUCCACAGGAAGUGCUUCUAAGCGGCAAGUAAGACU